UACACGCUUAUUGCAGCUGGCGGAUUUUAAUGAAAAGAAAAUGUGAUACGUGAUGUAUAUCGAUAAAAUAUAAAUUUAUAACAUUUGUGCUUUCAGAAGUGUUUUGCUAAAGCUAAGAAAAAAGGGAGCGAAUAACGAAUAACAACGCCCGUCUCAACACGAGAUGUUACACUUGGCUAGUCGCUGGGGUUCAUGAAUACCAGCUAAAACAAUUCUCCAGAGUUAUUUAAUCAAUAACUUUAAAAAAGUUUCAUUAAAUAUUAUCUUGUGUGCAGUGUUGCAAGAACAGGAAAAGUUUAAAAAAAAAAAAAAAAACUACCCACAGACAGCCGACCCGCAGACGCUGUAGGUAGUUAAGACGUUAGAAGAAGAGUCCAAUGGAUUCAUCUUCUCAAGGCGCUUUCAAUGCCGCCAGCAGCUGUAGCUCAAAUGGAAUGGAUUUCUUGCACGAGGACUUUCCACGCAGCGUGUUUCCCGCGACCCCUUGCCCUUCCCCUCGAACGGACGUGGAGGUGUCCGGCGGAGGCAAGGCCAGGGCCACACUGCUGUGCUCUGGCGUUUUCCUGGGACUCGUGGGCAUGACGUUCACAGUGAUGGGAUGGAUCAACUAUGACAGAAGCAGGAUGUUCGAGUGGACGCAGCUUCUCGGCCCCGUCCUUCUCUCCGUCGGGGUGACCUUUGUAUUUAUCGGCCUCUGCAAAGUUAAGAAGCUCAACUGCAAGUUCUGGAAUGGGAAUGACGAGCAGCCCAUAGAAGCGGACCAACUUAGCCCUGCGCAGUCUUUCGUUUUCACCGGCAUCAGUCAGCCCAUUACGUUCCACGGAGCCACUGUGGUCCAGUACAUCCCCCCGCCGUGCGCCAUACCAGCCCACGACCCCAGCGCCACUAACGGCAUUCAGCCUGGGCCGCUACCGGUAGCCACAUGUCCACCGCAGUACUACACCAUAUAUCCGCUGGACAACGACAACUGCACGUACCCCGGUGAUGAGGUGUGCGCACCACGGCUCUGGGUGCACGACGGCUACAGCAGGUAUUUAGGACCAGCGCCAAUGCCGGAACCCCGCGCUUUUCCCCACAGUCGUAACAAACGCAGUGUGUCCUCUGCAUAA
Scleropages formosus (Asian bonytongue) is the source of this 1109-nucleotide messenger RNA. It is a transcript of the gene tmem174, whose product is annotated as transmembrane protein 174. Bases 378 to 1109 code for a protein of 243 amino acids. Lineage: Eukaryota; Metazoa; Chordata; Actinopteri; Osteoglossiformes; Osteoglossidae. The record is from RefSeq and is a predicted model, not a curated record. The transcript has a single exon.